Pieris brassicae (large cabbage white) is the source of this 5004-nucleotide messenger RNA. Its product is annotated as prominin-like protein. Bases 317 to 3148 code for a protein of 943 amino acids. NCBI's taxonomy places the organism in Eukaryota, Metazoa, Arthropoda, Insecta, Lepidoptera, Pieridae. The record is from RefSeq and is a predicted model, not a curated record. Gene Ontology annotation, cellular component: membrane. The transcript has 19 exons.
UCUCGCCGUUCGUAUCGGGUGUAUAUUUCUCUAUUGUGUCUAAAUUUUGUUAUAAAUAGGUUUAUUGCUAAAUAUGUAAAUCUUAACAUAAAUCGUGGUUGGUACAAACUAAACACUUUUUCUCUUAAGUGCCUAUUUAAAACUCGUUUCCGUACACCAUUUUCAGACGUGUUUAUCGAGUAUCGACCCGAUCUCUGUUUUUAUUUAUAGUACGGGUAUAUUUGUCUGUUUGUUUUGCAAACAAAUAGUUUAUCCCGCGAAUUAAGGAGAGUGCAGUGAUAAUGUUGCUUUGAAGGAGUGGUUGCGCCGGUUAAAAAUGUGGCGUGUUGUAGUUUUUUGUGCGUUGGUGGGGUCUACUGUGGGGCAGUCCUGGGUGACAAAUAUUACUGAUAAUCUUCGAGAUGGCUUGUCUCGGGUUCUGGAGUCGUCCGUGGUUAACUACUCAACGCCUGUUAUCAACGUCAGCUAUGGAGCCAGGGUGGAAUUCGACAUGCGCGCUAUGGGACAUCUUUAUAAUUCAAGCCACACCAUUAUAGACAUCAUCGCGAAUAAACAAGCAUAUCCAGAAGGUAUAGUCUGGUUUUCUGAUGGAAACUUAGAAGUAGCACCUCUGCAUGAGAAAUGGAAGACCCUGCUAGCCCAUUACGCUGGCCCUGUUGCUGUGAUUGUCGUUCUUGUCCUCUUGGUCGCUAUACUUCCACUUACGGGCCUGUUCUGGUGCUGUUGCCAAUGGUGUAAGUCUGGUCGGAGAAGGAGGCCGUUCGACCGGAAAUACGACGCAUGUCUCAAAGGAAUAUUGGCCAUCGUUCUUAUAGGAUUCCUUACUCUAUUUUUAUUCGGGGUCGUAUGUGCGUUUGCGACUGAUUCUCAACUAGACACCGGUACUACAAAUGUAGCAAAGACUGUUAAAUCAAGCGUACAUGACGUUAGGGAAUUCUUGAAUGCCACCCAGGCACACUCCAGACAUUUACUAGUCACAAACUACAAGGAGCUUGAGGCGGAACUUAACGAGAUGCUUACAAGUAGCGGUCAAACGGUGCUAAAAGUGCUGGAUGAUUUCACAAGCGCUACGUCUGUGCAAAAGUUGAAUGGAAUGGUUCAACAGUUGGAUAGAGUUCCCGAGGAUUUAAGAACUGUACAGAAAUCAACUUCAGCGCUGCGAUCGAAGGCUGAAGAACUUGACGCUGGAUUACGCCGAGUUAAAGCGUUGCUACAUCGUACACUGGUGGCUUGUCAGGAAAAGGAAUGUAUAAAGCUGCAAGAGAAAUACCGACUUGGACAGUUAGGCACCGAAAUACAAUAUAAUAUGAUGCUUGAUAAAUAUUUUCCAACGAUACCUGACGUAUCAGAUCUCUUGAGUAACGUCAGCUCGCUGCUAGAGAGUAGUAUAAAAGAAGACGUAGCAGCUGGGUUGGAAGUCUUUAGCGGCAUCAAGCAGACCGUCGACCAGCACAUACCGAGGGUCCAGGACGCUAUCACUGAUACGGGUCGGCGUUUGGCAAAUGUAGCAGAUAAUAUCACACAUGCAGCAGGCAGUAUGAGCAGGAAACUUGCUCAAGUCAACGUCAAAACUGAUGAAAUACAACGCGAUUAUAUAGAACGGUACGCGCCGUAUCGCAAAUAUGUGUCAAAGGCUGCUGCAGCUGUGUUGCUUUUGAUUGUGGUAGUGAUGUCGUGGGGUCUUUUGUGCGGUGUAUGUGGUAAACGACCUGACGUGUACGGCACAAGUGAUUGCUGCAACAAAGGAACUGGAUCUACUUGUCUUCUGUGUGGUAUAGCAAUAACGCUAUUUAUGGGUGCCUUUAUCGCUAUAAUGAUCUUGAUUUAUUUCGUAUUCGGCGUCACGGCACAGAGAUUCGCCUGCGAUCCUUUGACCGAGCCCCGCGAUAACCGUUUAUUUGCGGAUGUAGAGACGUUUGUGGACUUCGAGAAUGUGAUGUUCAACAAUAAAAGUGAUCCGGACUUUAAUAUCACCGCAGUCUUACUGGCCUGUCAUCAUAAUAAGACUGUCUAUGAGGUACUACAUCUUCACCGCCUUUACGAUCUGGAAGCAGUUAAGAAAUCAGUAGAAGAAGAACUGGGUCGCCGUGUAUCUUCCCUAAGAACAGAUUAUCCACCCCGGGGUCGUCCUUUGCGUAUUUUAAAACCAGCAGCAAGGGCAAAGUUAGAUCAAUUAGCUAAUACGGGACUCUCUGACUUCAAUUUUGAUAAGAUUUUGGAGGCGCUGGAAACAAACAUAACCUCUCUACCAUUAGAGUCACUAUCGUCCCAACUACAGCAAACGGCGAGAUCCCUUACAGGACGAGCGGGGUAUGGGGAAGUGGCCAGGAGUUUGAGGGAAGCCGCUGACCAAUUAGAUCUAUUACAGAGGGAUGUUGUCAACCCGAUGUUGGAACAUACUGCUCAGUUAAAUAAAACGGCAACAGAACUUCGAGAUGUCCUCCGUUUCAAUCAAUCUUCGCUAAAGGAAGCCAUUCAGUACCGCAUCAGGGACACAACUGAGGUCGAAUUGUUCCUUAACACUCAAGGCCCUGAUUUGGUACAAAAUUUGACCCGUGAAUUUGCUGAAGUAGUGGGUGAGCGCCUUCAAGAAUACCUGAGCUUGGUGGUGGCAGCCGCUCGUACAAAGGUCGGCCGAUGCGAGCCGCUCUCGAAUGCCUUUAAUGCUACAAGGGAUUCCGUCUGCCGUGCUGUUCUCAUGCCUACUCAUGGGUAUUGGAUAUCUCUGGCCUGGUGCGUCUUACUAUUCGUGCCUCUGAUGGUCAUCGCUCAACGACUGUCCCGGCUGUACCGACAUCCCGAUCCAUAUCCGGGACCGCUUGUUGAGGCCGAAUAUUUGUAUGACGCGUACGCGGACCGCGAUAACAUACCCCUUGCCAAUGGAUCGAAGCGAAGCACCUUGGACAUCGAAGGGAAGAUCGCCGAAUGGAGGGGCAGGAACCGUGCCGCAGCUGACAGUGACGGACCGCUUGUCGACAGCGAUGCAGGAGACGGCUCUCCGCAAUCACGUACUCAGCUCGUGGUGGGAGGAAAGGGGGAGGUCGUAUGUGCUCUUCUGCCCCCUCCGGCGGCCCUCAUUGACGAUCUCAAGACACGUCUCGACGCUAAAGAUGAGGACAAUGAAUCGGGCAUUCACGAGUCCGAAUAAGUCCAUGGUUGAUUUUUCUUGUUGUUUGUGACGUAAUACGUAAUUUAUGUAUUUCUACUUGUGAAUUUAUUGAAUUUGAUUCUAUGUUUAUGCUCAUUCCACUUUGUGACUUAAGGAAUUUAGUAGGUUUUACGCGUUAGAAAUAAUAUAACUUUAAGGUGAGCUUCCGCGAUGUCCACAACGUUAGAUUACAAUGAAAUCGACCAAUUUUACGUAGACAUGGUCAAAUUUUGGUUGAAAGUCUUCCAAUUGUUAACUAAUAUUGCGAUAGUAGCAAGUUUUCCGAAAUUAAACGCAUGUAUAUUUCUCUGUUUGCUUAAUUCCAAACUAAUUCGUUGAAUUUAUCUCGCGUUAUCGCGCAGAUCAGACUUAUGAUAUUUAAUAGAAGUAUUUUGUAACAAUUAUAAUAAAAAGCUUCUAAAAAUACGUCCAUAUAACACAAUCGCUUUGCUAUUUGCUUAAUAGAAAGUUUCAAGUUGCUAAUCCAUUUCCUCCAUUGUAAUAAAAAUCAACUAUUAAAAAAUUAAAAAAAGGGUUUAGCAUCUUAAAGGCUUUUAGCUAAAUUAUUAGUCAUGGUAAAUUUCAAUAAUAUUACCAAAUACUAACCGAAACGCUUGUACAAGUUUUGAAACUACAUUUACUACAUACAAAUUAUGAGUAUUUUCUUAAUAUAUUUAUGUUGUCUUGAAGCACAAAUAGUAGCUUUUGAUACGGUGUUUUGAUGUAAUUUUAUCUUGUAUAUCAAUUUUGAUGUUUAAACUGUCAUAUCAUAGACCUAAGUUUAAGCUAGCAAUUAGUACUAUAUAACGUAAGUAAGUAACGGAGUAAUUAUAAUCUCAUUUACGUUUAAAUGUGAUUGCACUGCAGUGAAUUGAUAGGUUUCAUUAGAUUCCACAUUUAGAAUUGUAUAUAUGUUAGAUCAUAAUCAUGUAAUCUUUCGAUGUUGUCUGUGGCCAUAUCUAUUAGUUCUAAGAUUAUUGAAUCUGUAUGCCAUAUUGUUGUAGAGAAAUAAACUUUAUUUAUAAGGAGAUAAAGUCCAUUUUUAGACGCCCAUAUCUCGGAAAGGAGUUCAAGCACAAUGUGGUAACUAACUCGUGAUUUACCUUGUUUUGUUUUUAUCUUGCAUGUACAAAUAAUUGUGGUUGGUGUGUCUUUACUAUCGGAAAAAAUACUAAAAUGGCUGGAUUUGCUAACCUCUUUUGAUUUUUGGUUGGUAAUUUUUUUUCUUCACGUUCUUUUCAUGUUUAUUUUACUUUUCCAUUAGGCACGCAGUCUUGAUGUAGCAUGCAUCCCGCUAUUAUUAUUUUAUUUAUAUAAAAAUUGUUUGACUUUUGUUGACGACUUCCGACUAUAAACUUUAUAUUUAAACUACUUUAUUAAAUAUUACACUUGAACGAGAUUUCAAAACAGGUCAUGCCAAGAAUUAGAAUGACUUAAGCCAUCCCUUUUAUUAAUACAUUAACAUUAUUUCUUUGUGAUUAGCUGUAAUUGAGAAUGUAUGAAAAUUAACAAAUUUUUAUUAGCCCUAUAACAUUACGAUCAUUGUACCUACUCCUACAGUGGAGACGGAGUUGAUAAUUUCGUAAUAUAAUAAAUAUAAUGAAAAUAAGUAUGAAAAUCAGAUAGAGCCACGCCGCGUAACUGACUAGUCUAUGUCAACAGCAACAGCCCUUAAAGCACGACUGAAACCAUUUCAUCUAUGCAUCACUAUUACUUUCUUUGAAUGUGCAUUUCGUACUGUACGUAAAUGUCGUCAUGUUUUUAUUCCUAAAUUUUUUGCAAUCUCGUUUAAGGACAAACCGUACCUUUGAUAGUCGAGAGUCGUACGACGUGAUAGCGUGCUUUAACAAGGAUGU